Molecule: messenger RNA, 2063 nt
Organism: Spinacia oleracea (spinach)
Lineage: Eukaryota; Viridiplantae; Streptophyta; Magnoliopsida; Caryophyllales; Amaranthaceae
Product: cytochrome P450 86A22-like
Exons: 1
Coding region: 103-1695 (530 amino acids)
Molecular function (GO): oxidoreductase activity, acting on paired donors, with incorporation or reduction of molecular oxygen; iron ion binding; heme binding
Source: RefSeq, a predicted model, not a curated record
UUUAUAUACCUCUCUCCUUUUCUCUCUCCCUCACCACCAUUCUAUCUCCAUUCUCUCUCCUCCAACUAUAACCAUAACCAAAACCAAAAAACAGGGUAUUACAUGGAACCAUUUACGGCGUUGCUGAUUUUAUCAGCAAUUACGGCGUAUUUGAUCUGGUUUCGAACACUCAUACGCCCACUCAAAGGUCCACGUGUCUGGCCAUUGGUGGGGAGUUUGCCGGGGUUGAUACAGAAUGCCAACCGCAUGCAUGAGUGGAUUGCCGAGAAUCUCCGCUCCUGUGGUGGCACUUACCAAACCUGCAUCUGUGCGGUCCCUUUUUUAGGCCGGAAGCAGGGUUUGGUUACUGUCACCUGCGAUCCACGGAACCUUGAGCAUAUUCUCAAGGGUAGAUUCGAUAAUUACCCUAAGGGUCCGACGUGGCAAGCGGUUUUCCAUGAUUUGCUAGGGGAGGGUAUCUUUAACUCGGAUGGGAAUACGUGGCUUUUUCAAAGGAAGACUGCCGCGCUGGAAUUUACAACUCGGACGCUUCGACAAGCGAUGGGCCGCUGGGUGAACCGGGCUAUUAAAGGCCGGUUUGUCCCUAUUUUGAAGGCGGCUCAGCUUGAAGCUAAGCCGGUUGAUUUUCAAGAUUUAUUGCUACGUCUUACUUUCGACAAUAUUUGUGGGUUGGCUUUUGGGCAAGACCCACAAACUCUCACCCCCGGUCUACCCGAAAAUAGUUUUGCAAUGGCGUUUGAUCGUGCCACGGAGGCUACGCUGCAGCGGUUCAUAUUACCCGAGUUUAUUUGGCGGUUCAGGAAGUGGCUCGGUUUAGGUAUGGAAGUUGUCUUAAGGCAGAGUGUAUCACACGUGGACAAGUAUUUGACAAAUAUUAUAAAUACACGUAAGCUUGAGCUUACAGAUGAGAAAUUUAGUGGGACCCAUGAUGAUUUGUUGUCUAGGUUUAUGAAGAAAAAGGAGUCCUACUCGGACAAAUUUCUACAACAGGUGGCCCUUAAUUUCAUCCUAGCUGGACGAGACACGUCCUCUGUGGCACUUAGCUGGUUUUUCUGGCUUGUGAGUAUUAACCCACGCGUAGAAGAAAAAAUCCUAAUUGAAAUUUGCACCAUUCUGAUGGAGACACGUGGCAGUGAUACUACAAAGUGGACCGAGGAGCCUUUAGAGUUUGAAGAAGUUGACCGGUUGAUGUACCUCAAGGCUGCACUCUCUGAGACGCUAAGGCUCUACCCAUCCGUACCGGAAGAUUCGAAACACGUCAUCGCCGACGACGUUCUCCCCGACGGAACCUUCGUCCCUGCGGGGUCCGCCAUCACGUACUCCAUAUACUCAACGGGCCGUAUGAAGUUCAUUUGGGGCGACGAUUGUUUAGAGUUCAGGCCCGAAAGGUGGUUAUCAACCGAUGGUCACAAAAUAGAGUUGCAAGACUCAUUCAAAUUCGUGUCAUUCAAUGCAGGCCCUAGGGUGUGCCUAGGAAAAGACUUAGCCUAUCUACAAAUGAAGUCGAUUGUUGCAGCGGUUUUACUCCGUCACCGGCUCAGCGUGACACGUGGGCACAAGGUGGAACAAAAGAUGUCAUUGACCUUGUUCAUGAAAAAUGGGCUACUGAUGGAUGUUCACCCGAGAGACUUGUCACCCAUUGUUUCCAAAAUUAACCAAAAAGUUACCGGUACGGGUACGGGUACGGGUGCAUAAUUGCGUGGGGGGUGUCUAGAAUUGAUUAGCCUAAAAAGGUUGGUUAGAAGAUACAUUUGGUUUGGGCAACGUACGCGGGUUUAGUUGGGGGGUGGAGACUGUGAAUACGAUGGCUACAUUUAGAACAAAAGAUAAGCAAUUAAAAGAGUUUGUUACAUUUGGGUAUAUUUAUGAACCAAUAAAGCGACAUUUACUUACGACAACUGUUAGGGUAAUUACUAAAUGGGAAUAUAAAGAUAAAUAUAAAGUAUAUUUGUGUACCUAUCUUUUCAGAUCAAGUUUGUUACUAGCUCAUGUGGUUAGUUUUGCAAUUUACACAUGAUUUUUGUAUACUCUUUAACUAUAUUCAGGUUUUCCAUGUUUUUGUC